CACGACGAUUCUGCAGCCUCCCCUCCCCCACACCCUCCAUGCUGCCCCGUACAAGCAGUGGGGAGCUCUGUGUGGGGCCUGUCAUGCUUGUACAGAGCACCCCAGGCCUCCGCUUGGCCUGAUAGCCCUGGUCGGUUGUCCUCCUCCAGGACUAGCCUGGGAUAGAGGAAGCAGCCGCUUGUGCAGGACCAAGUUCCGCCAUGCCGAAGUGCCCCAAGUGCGACAAGGAGGUGUAUUUCGCUGAGCGAGUGACGUCCCUAGGCAAGGACUGGCAUCGGCCCUGCCUGAAGUGUGAGAAAUGUGGGAAGACGCUGACCUCGGGGGGCCAUGCCGAGCAUGAAGGCAAGCCCUACUGCAACCAUCCUUGUUACUCAGCCAUGUUUGGGCCCAAAGGCUUUGGGCGAGGUGGAGCUGAGAGCCACACUUUCAAGUAGACCCAGGUUGUGGAAACCCUCUCUUCCCGCCCAGGCACAUGCCAGGCCUUAACCCCGGACAGCGGGGGGCUCUCAGUAGCCCUUCAUGCCCUUAAUAAACCUGAUCUUUUGGAA
Messenger RNA from Peromyscus maniculatus bairdii (prairie deer mouse), 548 nucleotides. RefSeq names its product cysteine rich protein 1 (gene Crip1). The record is from RefSeq and is a predicted model, not a curated record. Gene Ontology annotation, molecular function: zinc ion binding. NCBI's taxonomy places the organism in Eukaryota, Metazoa, Chordata, Mammalia, Rodentia, Cricetidae. Gene Ontology annotation, biological process: regulation of gene expression; intrinsic apoptotic signaling pathway in response to DNA damage.